Messenger RNA from Momordica charantia (bitter melon), 818 nucleotides. RefSeq names its product CASP-like protein 2A1. Lineage: Eukaryota; Viridiplantae; Streptophyta; Magnoliopsida; Cucurbitales; Cucurbitaceae. The record is from RefSeq and is a predicted model, not a curated record.
GCCUUAUAAUUGGACCCUACGCCCACAAAAACAAAACACUCUUCCAUUUCCAAUUUCCAAUUUCCAAUUUCAAGAUGGAGAAGAUCACAUAUAGCAAUGGCGACGGCGACGGCGGCGAUGAGAUCCUCGGCGGCGGCGGCAUGCGGGCGGCGGACACGUUCCUCCGCCUUGUUCCGAUGGGGCUCUGCGUGGCGGCGCUUAUUGUCAUGCUCAAGAACUCUCAGACCGACGACUACGGCUCUGUUGCUUACUCCGACCUCGGAGCUUUCAAGUUUUUGGUGCAUGCAAAUGGGAUAUGUGCCGGCUACUCGUUCCUGUCGGCGGUGGUGGCGGCCAUGCCUCGGCCUUCCACCAUGUCUAAAGCUUGGACUUUCUUCUGCCUCGAUCAGUUGCUGACCUAUAUAACCCUAGCGGCGGGCACGGUAUCGACGGAGGUCCUAUACUUAGCCUACAAUGGCGACACCGAAAUAACUUGGAGCUCGGCCUGCGGCUCAUUCAGCAAAUUCUGUAGCAAAGCCACAACUUCAGUGAUCAUCACCUUUGUUGUGGUUGCUUUCUAUGCUUUCAUUUCAAUUCUCUCUUCUUACAAACUCUUCAGCAGAUACGGUGCUCCCAUGGCGGAUCCUUCCAAGGAACUUGAAAUCGCAGCCUUCCAUGCCUAAAUUGCUUUGGUUUUUAUAUACUCUCAGUCUCAGUUCUUAUUGAAUUAGUGGUAAAGAGAGAGUCAUGUGCAAUUGUGUAUAAACUUUUUAUGCAAAACCAAAACUUCUAAGAUUCUGAAAUCCAUGAGCAAUAAGCCCUUUGAGUUUGAGUUAUAA